Molecule: messenger RNA, 1680 nt
Organism: Kazachstania africana CBS 2517
Lineage: Eukaryota; Fungi; Ascomycota; Saccharomycetes; Saccharomycetales; Saccharomycetaceae
Product: sugar porter family MFS transporter
Exons: 1
Coding region: 1-1680 (559 amino acids)
Biological process (GO): transmembrane transport; carbohydrate transport
Cellular component (GO): plasma membrane
Molecular function (GO): carbohydrate:proton symporter activity
Source: RefSeq, a predicted model, not a curated record
AUGACUGCUGAAUCAAACAAUAUUAUUGACAAUUCUAACUCUACUGUUAGUAGUCACAUGUCCACAGAAGAUAACAAGGCUUCCGAAGAAAACUUAAAAGAGUAUCAAUCUAAUGAAGAAAAUCAUAUUAAUGAACUUCCAAAGAAGCCAUUAUCAGAAUAUGUUACCGUAUGUCUUCUUUGUCUUUCUGUUGCCUUCGGUGGUUUCAUUUUUGGAUGGGAUACCGGUACUAUUUCUGGUUUUGUUGCACAAACUGAUUUCUUAAGAAGAUUCGGUAUGGAACAUAGAGAUGGUAGCUACUACUUCUCGAAUGUCAGAGAAGGUUUGAUUGUUGGUAUCUUCAACAUUGGUUGUGCUUUUGGUUGUAUUCUCUUAUCUAAGGUUGGUGAUAUGUAUGGUCGUAAAAUGGGUAUCGUCACAGUCGUGGUUGUCUAUAUCGUUGGUAUUGUUAUUUCAAUUGCUUCUGUUGAUAAGUGGUACCAAUAUUUCAUUGGUAGAAUUAUUUCUGGUAUGGGUGUCGGUGGAAUUUCUGUUUUAUGCCCAAUGUUAAUUUCUGAAACAUCUCCAAAACAUUUAAGAGGUACAUUAGUUUCAUCAUAUCAAUUGAUGAUCACAGCAGGUAUUUUCGUUGGUUACUGUACUAACUACGGUACUAAAAGUUACUCCAACUCUGUUCAAUGGAGAGUUCCAUUAGGUUUAGGUUUCGCAUGGGCUUUGUUCAUGAUCGGUGGUACUUUACUGGUUCCAGAAUCCCCACGUUACUUAUGUGAAUUUAACAAGAUUGAAGAAGCUAAACGUUCCUUAGCCAGAUCAAAUAAGGUUUCCACCGAGGAUCCAGCUAUUCAGUUUGAGUUAGAUUUAAUUUUGGGUGGUAUUGAAGCAGAGAGGGCAGCUGGUACUGCAUCUUGGGGGGAAUUAUUUUCUACAAAGAGUAAAGUUUUCCAACGUGUCCUUAUGGGUAUUUUAGUUCAAGCCCUCCAACAAUUAACUGGUAAUAAUUAUUUCUUCUAUUAUGGUACCACAAUUUUCAAAUCUGUCGGUAUGAGCGAUUCAUUUGAAACAUCUAUUGUUAUUGGUGUUGUUAACUUCGCAUCGACUUUCUUUGCUUUAUACACAGUUGAACAUUAUGGCCGUCGUACAAUGUUGUUAUACGGUGCUGCUAGUAUGAUGUGCUGUAUGGUUAUUUAUGCAUCUGUUGGUGUUACCAGAUUGUAUCCACAUGGUCAAGACGAAGCAUCAUCUAAGGGUGCUGGUGACUGUAUGAUUGUCUUCACAUGUUUCUAUAUUUUCUGUUACGCUAUUUCAUGGGCUCCAGUUGCUUGGGUUAUUAUUUCCGAAUCAUUCCCACUGAGAGUUAGAUCCAAAUGCAUGUCUUUAGCUAGUGCUUCCAAUUGGCUUUGGGGUUUCUUGAUUAGUUUCUUCACUCCAUUUAUCACCGGUGCCAUUAAUUUCUACUACGGAUACGUCUUCACUGGUUGUUUGUUUGCUAGUUGGUUCUAUGUGUACUUCUUUAUUCCAGAAACUAAAGGUCUAACAUUGGAAGAAAUUGAAGAAAUGUGGACAACUGGUGUCUUACCAUGGAAAUCUGCAGAAUGGCUUCCACCUGCCAGAAGAGGCGCUGAUUUCGACCAAAGUAAAUUCAGUCAAGAUGAUAAGCCAUGGUACAAAGUAUUGUUGUAG